Molecule: messenger RNA, 3567 nt
Organism: Pipistrellus nathusii (Nathusius's pipistrelle)
Lineage: Eukaryota; Metazoa; Chordata; Mammalia; Chiroptera; Vespertilionidae
Source: the annotation of a GenBank genome assembly
AUGCUGCGCGGGGGCUCCGGGCUGCCGCGCACCCCCUCGCUCCCCGCUCCGGUCCGCCUGUUCCUGCCUCCACCCCACCGGGCUGGGAUGUACCUUUCCAUCUGUUGCUGCUUUCUGUUGUGGGCCCCCGCCCUGACGCUCAAAAACCUGAACUACUCGGUGCCGGAAGAGCAGGGGGCCGGCACGGUGAUCGGCAACAUCGGCAAGGAUGCGCGCCUGCAGCCGGGGGUGCCGCCCGGGGAGCGCGGCGGGGGCGGCGGGCGCGGCCGGUCCGGCAGCUACCGGGUGCUGGAGAACUCGGCGCCGCACCUGCUGGACGUGGACGCCGACAGCGGGCUGCUCUACACCAAGCAGCGCAUCGACCGCGAGUCCCUGUGCCGCCACAACGCCAAGUGCCAGCUGUCGCUCGAGGUGUUCGCCAACGACCAGGAGAUCUGCAUGAUCAAGGUGGAGGUGCAGGACAUCAACGACAACGCGCCGUCCUUCCCCUCGGACCAGAUCGAGAUGGACAUCUCGGAGAACGCGGCCCCCGGCACCCGCUUCCCGCUCACCAGCGCGCACGACCCCGACGCGGGCGACAACGGGCUGCGCACCUACCUGCUCACCCGCGACGACCACGGCCUCUUCGCGCUGGACGUCAAGUCCCGCGGCGACGGCACCAAGUUCCCGGAGCUGGUCAUCCAGAAGGCGCUGGACCGCGAGCAGCAGAGCCGCCACGCGCUCGUGCUGACCGCCCUGGACGGCGGGGAGCCGCCGCGCUCCGCCACCGUGCAGAUCGACGUGAAGGUGAUCGACUCCAACGACAACAGCCCGGUGUUCGAGGCGCCCUCCUACCUGGUGGAGCUGCCCGAGAACUCGCCCGCGGGCACCGUGGUCAUCGACCUGAACGCCACCGACGCCGACGAGGGCCCCAACGGCGAGGUGCUCUACGCCUUCAGCAGCUACGUGCCCGACCGCGUGCGGGAGCUCUUCUCCAUCGACCCCAAGACCGGCCUCAUCCGCGUCAAAGGAAACCUGGACUAUGAGGAGAACGGGAUGCUGGAGAUCGACGUGCAGGCGCGGGACCUGGGCCCCAACCCCAUCCCGGCGCACUGCAAGGUCACGGUCAAGCUCAUCGACCGCAACGACAACGCACCGUCCAUCGGUUUCGUGUCCGUGCGCCAGGGGGCGCUGAGCGAGGCCGCCCCGCCGGGCACCGUCAUCGCGCUGGUGCGGGUCACCGACCGCGACUCGGGCAAGAACGGGCAGCUGCAGUGCCGGGUGCUGGGCGGCGGCGGGGCGGCCGGCGGCGGGGGCGGCUCCGGGGGGCCCGUGCCCUUCAAGCUGGAGGAGAACUACGACAACUUCUACACGGUCGUGACGGACCGUCCGCUGGACCGCGAGGCGCAGGACGAGUACAACGUGACGAUCGUGGCGCGGGACGGGGGCUCGCCGCCGCUCAACUCCACCAAGUCGUUCGCCGUGAGGAUCCUGGACGAGAACGACAACCCGCCUCGCUUCACCAAGGGGCUGUACGUGCUGCAGGUGCACGAGAACAACAUCCCGGGAGAGUACCUGGGCUCCGUGCUCGCCCAGGACCCGGACCUGGGCCAGAACGGCACCGUGUCCUACUCCAUCCUGCCCUCGCACAUCGGCGACGUGUCCGUCUACACCUACGUGUCCGUGAACCCCACCAACGGGGCCAUCUACGCGCUGCGCUCCUUCAACUACGAGCAGACCAAGGCCUUCGAGUUCAAGGUGCUGGCCAAGGACUCGGGCGCGCCCGCGCACCUGGAGAGCAACGCCACGGUGCGGGUGACGGUGCUGGACGUGAACGACAACGCGCCGGUGAUCGUGCUGCCCACGCUGCAGAACGACACGGCCGAGCUGCAGGUGCCGCGCAACGCCGGCCUGGGCUACCUGGUGAGCACCGUGCGCGCCCUGGACAGCGACUUCGGCGAGAGCGGCCGCCUCACCUACGAGAUCGUGGACGGCAACGACGACCACCUGUUCGAGAUCGACCCGUCCAGCGGCGAGAUCCGCACGCUGCACCCCUUCUGGGAGGACGUGACGCCCGUGGUGGAGCUGGUGGUGAAGGUGACGGACCACGGCAAGCCCACCCUGUCGGCCGUGGCCAAGCUCGUCAUCCGCUCGGUGAGCGGCUCCCUGCCCGAGGGGGUCCCGCGCGUGAACGGGGAGCAGCACCCCUGGGACAUGUCGCUGCCGCUCAUCGUGACGCUGAGCACCAUCUCCAUCAUCCUGCUGGCGGCCAUGAUCACCAUCGCCGUCAAGUGCAAGCGGGAGAACAAGGAGAUCCGCACCUACAACUGCCGCAUCGCCGAGUACAGCCACCCGCAGCUGGGCGGGGGCAAGGGCAAGAAGAAGAAGAUCAACAAGAACGACAUCAUGCUGGUGCAGAGCGAGGUGGAGGAGAGGAACGCCAUGAACGUCAUGAACGUGGUGAGCAGCCCCUCCCUGGCCACCUCCCCCAUGUACUUCGACUACCAGACCCGCCUGCCCCUCAGCUCGCCCCGGUCCGAGGUGAUGUAUCUCAAACCGGCCACCAACAACCUGACUGUCCCUCAGGGCCACGCGGGCUGCCACACCAGCUUCACCGGACAAGGGACUAAUGCGAGCGAGACCCCGGCCACUCGGAUGUCCAUAAUUCAGACAGACAAUUUUCCCGCAGAGCCCAAUUACAUGGGCAGCAGGCAGCAGUUUGUUCAAAGUAGCUCCACGUUUAAGGACCCAGAGAGAGCCAGCCUGAGAGACAGUGGGCACGGGGACAGUGAUCAGGCUGACAGUGACCAAGACACUAACAAAGGCUCCUGCUGUGACAUGUCUGUUAGGGAGGCACUCAAGAUGAAAACUGCUUCCACUAAAAGCCAGCCACUCGAACAAGAACCCGAAGAGUGCAUUAACUGCACAGACGAAUGCCGAGUGCUUGGUCAUUCUGACAGGUGUUGGAUGCCACAGUUCCCUGCAGCCAAUCAGGCUGAGAACGCAGAUUACCGCACAAAUCUCUUCGUGCCCACAGUGGAGGCUAAUGUUGAGACUGAGACUUACGAAACUGUGAAUCCCACCGGGAAAAAGACCUUUUGUACAUUCGGAAAAGACAAGCGAGAGCACACUAUUCUCAUUGCCAAUGUGAAACCUUACCUAAAAGCCAAACGUGCCCUGAGCCCUCUCCUCCAGGAGGUACCCUCAGCAUCCAGCAGCCCCACCAAGGCGUGCGUGGAGCCCUGCACCUCCACCAAAGGCUCCCAGGAUGGCUGCGAAGCAAAACCGGGAGCCCUGGCCGAGGCCAGCAGCCAGUAUCUGCCCACCGACAGCCAGUACCUGUCACCGAGUAAGCAGCCCAGAGACCCUCCUCCUUUCCUGGCUUCCGAGCAGAUGGCGAGGGUCUUCGCGGAUGUGCACUCCAGGGCCAGCCGCGACUCCAGCGAGAUGGGGGCCGUCCUGGAGCAGCUGGACCACCCCGCCCGGGAUCUGGGCCGGGAGUCGGUGGAUGCGGAGGAAGUCGUGAGAGAGAUUGAUAAGCUGCUGCAGGACUGUCGGGGAAAUGACCCUGUUGCUGUGAGAAAGUGA